ACUCAACACAGGCCUGUAGACAAUGUUGGGGGUGGGGCACGGUUAGCCAGAGCUGGAAGAUCAUAACACCCACUUACUCCAAUUUCCAUCCAUGUGUGGGACAGAGGAGCCAGUCCUGAGCUGCUAGCCAUGCAUUAACCCCCAGACCUGCCAUGCCCAGCACCAUGGAGACCCACCCCAAGAGCCUGGACGGGAGUGAAAAGUCCCCUGAAUCCAAGGAUUUGAUCACUAGCAACACGGCCAGCACGCUGUGCAUCAGCUCCAGGAGCGAGUCCGUCUGGACCAACGCGCCCAGGAACAAGUGGGAGCUCUACCACAAGCCCAUCGUGGUGGUGUCUGUGGGAGGCGCCAUCUUUCUCUUUGGAGUGGUGAUCACCAGCCUGUCCUGUUUCAUAACGACCAAUGUGGUUGUUUAUAAAAUGUGCGGCCCGGCUUUCCUGUCCCUGGGGCUGAUGCUGCUGGUUUGCGGCUUCGUCUGGAUCCCCGUCAUCCGGAAGAAGCAGCGGCAGAGGCAGAAGUCACGCUUCUUUCAGAACAUCAAGUCAUUCUUCUUUAACCGCUGAGGCCUGCUCAGGCUCAGCACUCGCAGGUGGCCAGCAAUGCCUCUUUCAGCCUGGCUGGAUUUGCCAUGAGAUUACGAGGGCCUGAUCCUGCUCUCAGACAUGCCUAGUGGAUCCCCAACUUUGACCUUCUCCUCUCCCCAUAGGUGAAAUUCACCCCCCUGCAGGUCCUCUGUGGGCAAGUAAAUUUCACACCAUGUGCUAGGAGGCAGAAUACUGGCGUUGGGACAAGCAGGUUAGGCCCAAGCCCUAGAUUUUGCUCUUGACUGUAUAUUGA
Molecule: messenger RNA, 837 nt
Organism: Mauremys reevesii (Reeves's turtle)
Lineage: Eukaryota; Metazoa; Chordata; Testudines; Geoemydidae
Gene: PIRT
Product: phosphoinositide interacting regulator of transient receptor potential channels
Exons: 2
Coding region: 153-563 (136 amino acids)
Biological process (GO): positive regulation of cation channel activity; phosphatidylinositol-mediated signaling
Molecular function (GO): transmembrane transporter binding; phosphatidylinositol bisphosphate binding
Source: RefSeq, a predicted model, not a curated record